AUGAUUGGGGUCCUCAUCGCUGCUCUGGCGCUGGCCUCUGGGGCCUCCAGUUGUGGGGUCCCGACCUACAAGCCCAACGUCAGCAGAGUUGUUGGAGGGGAUGAUGCCAAGUCAAACAGUUGGCCCUGGCAGGCUUCCCUUCAAUACUCUUCCAGUGGGAACUGGCGUCACACAUGUGGUGCAUCCCUCAUUGCGACCAACUGGGUCAUGACAGCCGCUCACUGUAUCAGUUCUUCUCAGACUUACCGCGUCUACCUUGGAAAGCACAAUCUCGUGGCCAGCGAAAAAGGAUCGGUUGCCAUCGCCCCAGCAAAGAUCAUUGUCCACCCAAAGUGGGACGCGAGUAAAGUUUCCAAUGGGAAUGAUAUUGCCCUCAUCAAACUUGCUGCCCACGUCACCCUGAGCGACAGCAUCCAGCCAGCUUGCCUCCCCAAGGCCAACAGCAUCUUAGCCGCCAACUUUCCAUGUUACGUAACAGGAUGGGGAAGGUUGAUAACAAAUGGUCCGUCCCCGGAUAUCCUGCAGCAGGGGCGCCUGCUCGUGGUGAAUCACGCCACCUGCUCCCAGCCCAGCUGGUGGGGUAGCACGGUGAAAACCAGCAUGGUCUGUGCAGGCGGCGACGGGGUGAUCUCCAGCUGCAAUGGGGACUCUGGUGGCCCACUCAACUGCCAGUCCUCCAGCGGGAAAUGGGAGGUGCACGGCGUGGUCAGUUUUGGUUCUUCUCUUGGCUGCAAUUACUACCGCAAGCCAUCUGUUUUCACGCGGGUCUCCGCUUUCAACGACUGGAUCUCACAGGUGAGCAACACACCUCCGGGCAGAUCUCCAGGCCUUGCUGCUUAA
Messenger RNA from Rhineura floridana, 840 nucleotides. RefSeq names its product chymotrypsin-like elastase family member 2A. The coding region runs from base 1 to 840 and encodes 279 amino acids. Gene Ontology annotation, molecular function: serine-type endopeptidase activity. NCBI's taxonomy places the organism in Eukaryota, Metazoa, Chordata, Lepidosauria, Squamata, Rhineuridae. The record is from RefSeq and is a predicted model, not a curated record. Gene Ontology annotation, biological process: proteolysis. The transcript is spliced from 7 exons.